AUGUCGACUACACCGUGGGACUAUAUCGCAAAACUCGUCUGCAUCGGCGACUCAGGAUGCGGCAAGUCCAGUCUUACCAUUCGCCUCUGUGAAGGUCGCUUUUCGCCUCAUCACGACGUCACUAUUGGCGUUGAAUUCGGUUCUCGAAUCGUCCCUGUUGGCCCUCCCCACUCGAAACCCGGCGCCCUCGCUUCCUCAGAUCCCGAAAAUAAAGACCAAGAGACCUCUGAUGGUCUCCCCGAACCUCCUCGAGAUGACUCCAACACGCCCCAGAAGCAUAUGAAGCUUAGUCUCUGGGACACAGCUGGCCAGGAGACCUACAAGUCUGUCACCCGCUCUUACUUCCGCGGCGCAAGCGGUGCCUUGCUUGUCUUCGACCUGUCCCGCAAGCAGACAUUUCAGCACGUCACCGACUGGCUCAACGAUCUACGACAGAUAGCUGAGCCCGACAUCGUGGUAAUCCUCGUGGGCAACAAGGCCGAUCUGACACAGCAGGAAGACAACAAGCGGGAGGUCACCCGUGAGGAGGCAGAGGAGUGGGCCCGGCGCAACGGGAUUAUGGAAUACGUUGAGACAAGCGCCAAGAGCGGUGAGAACGUCGAGAAGGCUUUUAUGCGUGUCUCAGAGAGGAUAUACAACAAUAUUCAGGCGGGCAAAUAUGAUCUCAAUGACAGGAGAUCCGGUGUCAAGGGUGCAGGGGCUGGUGGAAACCGCCAGGUCAAGCUAUCGGGCGAUGCCAGCAAGUCAACGGGAGGUGGCUGCUGUUGA
This is a messenger RNA of Fusarium sp. VM40, 768 nucleotides long. Lineage: Eukaryota; Fungi; Ascomycota; Sordariomycetes; Hypocreales; Nectriaceae. The record is from the annotation of a GenBank genome assembly.